Molecule: messenger RNA, 1767 nt
Organism: Lemur catta (Ring-tailed lemur)
Lineage: Eukaryota; Metazoa; Chordata; Mammalia; Primates; Lemuridae
Gene: ARL8A
Product: ADP ribosylation factor like GTPase 8A
Exons: 7
Coding region: 165-725 (186 amino acids)
Biological process (GO): anterograde axonal transport; protein transport
Cellular component (GO): lysosomal membrane
Molecular function (GO): GTPase activity; GTP binding
Source: RefSeq, a predicted model, not a curated record
GAGCGGAUCGGGGGCAGCGAGUCGUCGGCCGCCGCUCUCCAGCCUCCGCCCGCACCGAGCAGCGGGACCCGGGCUGCACCGGGGAGGGGCCGCUCCGGGCCGCAACGCGAGGGCAGCGAGGGACGGCGGGGACCCGGCUCCGGGCGGGGCCGGCGGCAGCGACCAUGAUCGCUUUGUUCAACAAGCUGCUGGACUGGUUCAAGGCCCUGUUCUGGAAGGAGGAGAUGGAGCUCACGCUGGUCGGGCUGCAGUACUCCGGCAAGACCACCUUCGUCAACGUGAUCGCGUCAGGACAGUUCAAUGAGGACAUGAUCCCCACCGUGGGUUUCAACAUGCGCAAAAUCACCAAAGGGAAUGUGACCAUCAAGCUCUGGGACAUUGGGGGACAGCCGCGUUUCCGCAGCAUGUGGGAGCGCUACUGCCGAGGAGUGAGCGCCAUCGUGUACAUGGUGGAUGCUGCCGACCAGGAGAAGAUCGAGGCCUCCAAGAAUGAGCUCCACAAUCUCCUGGACAAACCUCAGCUGCAGGGCAUCCCGGUCUUAGUCCUGGGAAACAAGCGAGACCUCCCGGGAGCACUGGAUGAGAAGGAGCUGAUUGAGAAAAUGAAUCUGUCUGCCAUCCAGGACCGAGAGAUCUGCUGCUACUCCAUCUCCUGCAAAGAAAAGGACAACAUUGACAUCACCUUACAGUGGCUUAUUCAACACUCAAAGUCACGGAGAAGCUGAGACCAUGGCCCUUCUCCCUCGGACCAGGGACCGUCAUCAUCUACACCCGAAGCCAAGCUCCCCGCCCACCCCCGUCGUUCCCCCUAGGCCCACCCCCCCUCACUUAGUGUUGGGGGGCCCUCUGGGAUCCCAGAGUCCUGUUCUGCUGAGGUUUGAACUCCUGUUUUUAUUGUAAAAUAAAUUGCCCCCAUUCUGGUCCCCUAACUUCUCACUGUCCCCUCUGCCUUGGCCCCUUCACCCAGCCCCGCUCCCGUCCCUCCCCUCCCAACACCGGGCCCCAAGGCCCCUGCCCUCCCGCCCCUGUACUUCCCUUCCCACACUCUCUGUUGUUGUCCUGUGUGUACAGUAUAUAUAUGUAUAUAUAUUUUAAUUUUUUAAUUUAAGCAAAGACUAAAAUCAACCAUUUGAUGCUGCAGGGGCCAUUCAGGAUCUGGGAGGGGCAGCCUGGGGAGCAGGAAAGAGGUGCCGCUUGGCUCAGGACGAGUUCAGACCGGAAGGGUGGAGGCUGGCACCUGGGGCAGGUACCAGGCUGGGCACUGGUGGCCAGCCCUGUCCUGCAUGUGUCCCCACCUCCCAGUCUGGCGCGUCCCUAGUGUGCUCGAAUGCCACAGGCUGGAAGGAGCCUCUGGAGGUGCCUCUUCUCUGCUCCCAGCCUCGCUAGGGCCACCGGGCAUCCCCAGGUGCCAGAGACCACCAGGCCGCGGGGCAGGAAGCAGCGUCCCUGCCGCCCAGCACCCCCUCCUGCCUGUUCCUGGCUCCCGGCGCCGGCCCCUCCCCAGGGCCCCACCUCCAUGGCCCACCUCAUUUUCUGUUCUCAUUUUGCAGAGUUGCACAAGGAGAGAACUCAGCUUGGGGGGUUGGUUCUUUGGGUUUUGUUUGUUUAUCUGUUUAAUUUAAUGAUUUGUAAAGUGAUGUUCCUCUUCCUUUUUUACACUUUUCAGCUCAUAUUUAACCUCUGUUUGGAAAAUGAUUCUUGUAACUGUACAUUUUUUUGGCUCCUAAUAACAACAACAACAAAAAUAAAUGACCAAUUUUGUGUUGG